UAAAAACCCUAAAACACACAACAAAACUCUUUUUAACUCUCAUUUCUAUUUUCCCACAACACACAUCGGAGAGAGAAAGCAAACUACAACAUUUCUCCGAUGGCGGCGAACAACAACAGAUCCGAUCACGACUCCGACGAGAACACGCGUCUCUACAACCCUUACCAAAACUUCGAGGCUCCGAUAAAGUCUCAGUACCUCUACAAGCUCCCCACCUCCCCCGAGUACCUCUUCACCGAGGAGUCCUUAAAGCAGCGCCGCUCCUGGGGCGAGAAUCUCACCUUCUACACCGGCACCGCUUACCUCGGCGGCUCCGUCGCCGGCGCCGCGGUCGGGAUCGUGACCGGAGUCAAGAACUUCGAAUCUGGCGACACGACGAAGCUGAAGAUCAACAGGAUCUUGAACUCCUCUGGUCACACGGGGAGGACGUGGGGGAAUAGGGUCGGGAUCAUUGGGCUGAUGUACGCUGGGAUCGAGAGCGGCGUUGUGGCUGCGAUGGAUAGGGAUGAUGUUUGGACGAGCGUGGUGGCUGGUCUUGGGACCGGGGCGGUUUUUAGGGCGGCGCGUGGGGUGAGAUCCGCGGCUGUGGCGGGGGCUCUCGGUGGGAUAGCGGCUGGUGCUGUGGUUGCAGGGAAGCAAGUUGUGAAGCGGUAUGUGCCCAUAUGAAGGGAGAAAGAUUGUUGCUUUUGAAAUUUUUUGAUAGAGAGAGAGAGAGAGAGAGAUGUUCAAUUUGGAAUAUCAUAAAAAAAAAAAUGAAAACUUUGAAUAACAAAACCUUUUUAUUUAUAUGAUGACUAUCAAGAAUGGUUAUUGGUUGUUGAUAGUAGUUUACUUUCUGAUAAGAGCUAAUCUUCUUUGCGUAUGGCUAAUGUUUGGGAUCUAUGUGUUGUAUCAGUCUUUGAAAUGAAACUCUUUUCUUUUGUCAAGUUUA
Messenger RNA from Brassica oleracea var. oleracea, 931 nucleotides. RefSeq names its product mitochondrial import inner membrane translocase subunit TIM23-2. The transcript has a single exon. Bases 100 to 666 code for a protein of 188 amino acids. Gene Ontology annotation, molecular function: transmembrane protein transporter activity. Gene Ontology annotation, biological process: protein import into mitochondrial matrix. NCBI's taxonomy places the organism in Eukaryota, Viridiplantae, Streptophyta, Magnoliopsida, Brassicales, Brassicaceae. Gene Ontology annotation, cellular component: mitochondrial inner membrane; TIM23 mitochondrial import inner membrane translocase complex. The record is from RefSeq and is a predicted model, not a curated record.